This is a messenger RNA of Diospyros lotus (date-plum), 1777 nucleotides long. RefSeq names its product putative serine/threonine-protein kinase. Lineage: Eukaryota; Viridiplantae; Streptophyta; Magnoliopsida; Ericales; Ebenaceae. Bases 537 to 1685 code for a protein of 382 amino acids. Gene Ontology annotation, biological process: protein phosphorylation. Gene Ontology annotation, molecular function: protein kinase activity; ATP binding. The record is from RefSeq and is a predicted model, not a curated record. The transcript is spliced from 6 exons.
CUUUGAAAGUUAAGGGUUGGGCUCUGUUCUAGAGAAGAAGAAGAGUAGAAUGGAACAUAAAAUAUUUUUCUUUGUUCGGAGGAAAAGUAAUGAAAAAUAUUUUCUCCAGAAAUACUUUGAUUGUUUCUUCCAUUUCACCCGAACACGACAAAAAAGGGUUUUGAAACGAAAACGAGUUAGGGUUGGGUUUGAGUAUAGAAAAAGCCAAGCUGACUGAUCGUAAGUUGAGCUUUACCUUCUCUUUUAGUGCAGGAACACACGCAGUGUUUGGAUGCAGAUGACACACAAAUUGAAACGUCAGCCUGUUCAACCAAGGAGAAUGCCCAUAACACGUUUGAUAAACUAACCCAGAGAGAGAGUUCCGAGUCUCACCUCUGAGAAGUCAAAUCCAGAGCGUGGUAUUAUAUGACCUCCCAUCUCUCUCUCCCUCCUCUCCUCUCUGUGAGACCCAUAUGCCAUUGGUAAGGAAUUCAGAUUAUAAGCCAGGAACCCAGAAAUAAAGCAGAUCAAUUGAGGACAUAUAUGUAUAUUGAGAUAUGAAGUUCACUUUUCCUUGUUCAUACUGUUUCUCCCACACAGCUACAGCCAGAAGUGGGCACGGUGAAGAAGGUACUCAGGAUUUCAGGGUUUUCUCUUACAAUGAACUGAAAGUUGCCUCCCAUGGCUUCAGCCCAUCAACCAAGAUUGGCGAGGGAGGGUUUGGCUCUGUCUACAAGGGCCGGCUUAGAGAUGGCACUUUUGUGGCCAUAAAAGUGCUUGCAGUCGAGCUAGAGUCGAUGCGAGGGGAGAGGGAAUUCAUAUCAGAGUUGACUGCGCUUUCCAAUAUCAAGCAUGAAAAUCUUGUCACACUAAGAGGAUGCUGUGUGAAUGGAGCUGAAAGAUUUCUGGUUUAUGAUUACAUGGAAAACACCGACCUCUUUCACACCUUUCUGGACGAAAACAGGGCAAAAUUCAGCUGGCCUUGGCGGGUAGGCAUCUCACUAGGGGUGGCUCGAGGCCUAACCUAUCUUCAUGAGGAGGUUGAGCCCCAAAUAAUACACAGGGAUAUAAAGGCCAGCAAUAUACUGCUUGAUCAUGAUUUCACCCCUAAGGUUUCAGACUUUGGCUUGUCAAAGCUGUUUAGGGACAACACCACUUCCCACAUUAGUACUAGAGUUGCUGGGACAAUGGGCUAUCUUGCUCCAGAAUAUGCCAUUAGCGGGCGUUUGUCACGAAAAUCAGAUAUUUACAGCUUCGGAGUGCUGCUGCUGGAAAUAGUCAGUGGCCGGUCAGUUGUGGAUUUCAGCAUAGAACGUGGAGAGCAGUACCUUGUUGAUAAGGCAUGGGAGAUGUACGAGGCCAACAGACUUGUGGAACUGGCGGACCCUUUUCUAAAUGGGGACUUUCCUGAGGAAGAAGCCACUAGAUUCCUGAAGGUAGGCUUACUCUGCGUGCAGGAAAAAUCGCGUCAAAGACCGAAAAUGUCAGCAGUUGUCAAGAUGUUAACUAAUGAGAUGGACAUAAGCAACAAGGAGGUAACACAGCCGGGGCUCGUCUCAGAUCUGAUGGAUGUUAAAAUAGGCGGCAACAGACAUUCUUCACAAAGCUUUUUCUCCAAAGCCCCCACCAGCAUUAGCACAAUGAGCUCCAGCAGCUACUUUCUAAAGUCGCUAUCUAGUUCAGCAGCACCAUCCCUGACUGACUAACAAUCGUCUUUAGAGGAGAAGUAGAAACAAUGCCAAUGUAUAGGGUGAGUGAAAUUUUUACGUAAUUGGAGAAAGGCAUUGGAAUUGUGAUU